GGGGAAGGUGACGCUCUUCCAACAUGGUGACUAAGAGAGAUAAUUUCGAGCUUGACUUCAGCCUCGACCCUGUGUAUGAAUACCGUGAUCCACGGGGUUUUCGAGGAUCGAGGGUCUUUCAGCCUUCCUCCAGCAGGGUCCCACUGUAUGGUCCCCCUGUGGCUGCCCCAGCAGCCGGGUUGUCUACCCCACUGCUCCUUGCGGCUGUUGCUAUCACCAUCUUUGUGCUUGGUGCAGUCAUCGGCAUUCCCUUGGCUGUGAUAUUUGGCAUCGUUUUGCCGAAUUCCAGUACAGUCGAAACUCCUACAGGUUCAUCAACAACACAACCUCCAGUUCCUCAAGUACCUGAUCCUGUAAUUCCAAACACAGUUGCACCCCCACCUAGAACUCUCUUGGUGAGGUGUCCGGAUGACAUCAACACUAAUACACAGCAGGGUGAGGCAUAUGCCAUCGUCACCUGGGAUCCACCCAUGGUUCUCAGCGAGACAGAAGGCCAAGUACAGAUGAUGUCAACUGUGCAGCCAAACACUCGGUUCCCCGUGGGCUUCCAGAGGGUUCAGUACACCGUGACUGACACUGCCAGUAAUACAGGAUCAUGCUCUUUUCAGGUCACCGUUGUCGAUAACGAGCCCCCGUCCAUCCAGUGUCCAGCCAACAGAACUGUGCCAACAGACCCUCUGUCCAUCUCGGCUCGAGUUUUCUGGGACCCGCCUACCAUCACUGAGAAUGCUGGCAUUGUGACCGUGCGGCAGCAGACCGACCAGUCAGGGGACCAGUUCCACGUCGGUCCACACGUGGUUACCAUUGUCAUCCAUGACGAAGCCAACAACGAGAACAGAUGCUCUUUCAGUAUUGUAGUGGAAGAUCGUGAAAAACCUCGGGUUACCUGCCCUGCUGGCAUUGUUGCAUUCACCAAUGACCCCUUGGUUGGCAUGGCGCGGGCAACCUGGUCUGCCCCACUGGUGAGGGAUAACAGUCUGGGCCAGCUGGUGGCCAUUUGUACUCCAGCCAGUGGUUCUGCCUUCCCGUUUGGAAACACGCCAGUGAACUGCAUGGCCACAGAUGCUGCUGGGAACCCUGGGAGCUGCAUGUUCAUGGUCAUGAUUCGAUUCAAUGAUACGUUACCACCAGAGUUUGUCAGCUGCCCAUCAGAUAUUGUUGUCAAUGCCACCCAAGACUCUGCUAGUGCAUUUGUGACCUGGAUACCACCAAACGCCACUGACAACUCUCUACAAAUCCCCACGAUCAAUGCCAACACACAACCUGACCGUCAGUAUGAAAUUGGUAGCUACCAGGUGAUUUACACAGCCAUGGAUGUAGAGGGUAACUCUGCCCAGUGUAGUUUCCAAGUGGAGGUGCUAGAUUCACAGGAUCCCAGUAUCAUGUGCCCAGAUGACUUGAUUAGAAAUACUGACCGUGGACGACCCGAUGCCACUGUGAUUCUACCUGCCCCUACAACAAGUGACAACUCUGUGACAUCAUUGACAGUUACUACCAAUCCACCUGGGUCUCCUGUCCUUCGUAUUGGCAACCAUACUGUGACAUACACGGUUGCUGACGACAGUGGGAAUACGGCAUCAUGCGAUGUAACCGUCAUGAUCAGAGAUGGGGAAAAGCCAACAUUCACAAGACCAGCAAAUACCUCGCUCCCAGCAGGCCCUGGAGUAAGUUUUGCCAUUGCCGUUUUACCACUACCCACUAACCUGAUGGACAAUUCUGGAGAGAUUGUGAGAGUCUCCACCACACCUGCCAAUAACACCAUGCUACCUAUAGGGGAGAACAUUAUAGUCUACACAGUGAGCGACGCCUUUGGCUUGUCUGUGUCCUUCUCCAUCCAAGUCAUAGUUCUGGAUAAUGAGAAUCCUAGUAUCAUGUGCCCAGAUGACUUGAUACAGAAUACUGACAGUGGACGAGCUAAUGCCACUGUCACUCUACCUGCUGCACCCGGGCUAUGCUUACAAAUGCGAGACAUUGAGCUUCCAAGCUUUACACGUCCUUCUAACUUUUCCUUGCCAACGGUCAGUGGAGAAUCCUUUGCCAUUGUCAGACUUCCGUUGCUGACUGACGUGACUGACAACUCGGGGCAAGAUGUCAAUGUCACCACAUCGGUGCCUGACAAUAGCCAGCUGCCCAUAGGAAUACAUGCUAUUGUGUAUACUGUAACUGAUGUCAGUGGGAACGUGGUAACGUUUACAAUCACUGUCACAGUUGUAGAUGAGGAAGCACCAAGAUUUACACCUCCCUCUAACUUCACCAUUCCAGCCAUAGGCGGAGAAUCUUUUGCCAUAGUCAGGUUGCCGUUACCAACUAAUGUGGCGGAUAAUUCUGGUGACGCUGUUAACAUCACCACAUCACCGGCUAACAACAGUAUGCUAGACAUAGGGCCCCAUAGUAUCGUCUACACUUUAACAGACUCUAUGGGAAGGUUUAGCAUGUUUACCAUCAUUGUCACAGUUGAAGAUAAGGAAGACCCCUCCAUUAUGUGCCCUGAUGACAUCAUUCAGGACAAUGACAGAGGACAGGGUUAUGCCACCAUCACUGUCCCUGAUCCUGCCACAGUCUCUGUGAGUGACAACUCUGAAGGGCAGCUUACAACCAGGGCCGAACUGAAUGGGACACAUCAGUUCAGAAUUGGCAACCAUACCAUCAUGUACAACGUCACUGAUGAGAGUGGGAAUUCGAUGUCUUGCACUCUCAACAUCACCGUUAAUGAUGUGGAAAAUCCGACGUUCACACGACCAGUGAAUACCUCGUUCUCAGCAGGCCUUGGAGUAAGUUUUGCCAUUGCCGUUUUACCACUACCCACUAACCUGAUGGACAAUUCUGGAGAGGUUGUGAGAGUCUCCACCACACCUGCCAAUAACACCAUGCUACCUAUAGGGGAGCACAUUAUAGUCUACACAGUGAGCGACGCCUUUGGCUUGUCUGUGUCCUUCUCCAUCCAAGUCAUAGUUCUGG
Molecule: messenger RNA, 2958 nt
Organism: Acanthaster planci (crown-of-thorns starfish)
Lineage: Eukaryota; Metazoa; Echinodermata; Asteroidea; Valvatida; Acanthasteridae
Product: hyalin-like
Biological process (GO): homophilic cell-cell adhesion
Cellular component (GO): membrane
Molecular function (GO): calcium ion binding; protein binding
Source: RefSeq, a predicted model, not a curated record